GUCGCAGCAUUCGCUCGUCGCCUUUCGGCAGUUGUCGGCGGACCGGCCGGACGAGCGAGCGUGUUCACGUUGGUCGUGUCGUUGCGAUCACUUAAAUGUCAAAUCCAAUGAUUCCGAAAGUCAGUUUGACAUGUGCACCGCGACAUCGUAAACAUUAAUAAUGUAGCGCGUUUAAACUUCUCGUUAAAUUAGAUCGGCUAAUAUUUAGCGUUUUCCAAUGAGAAUUCCCGUAUAAACAGAUUCGUUUUCGUUUGUGAUCGUGUUUUGCCAAUCCGCACCUAAUGUGCCGCGGUCCUGCGAACGUUUCAGCUUCGGUUCGAUGGACUAUGGCAGGAUCUGAUGCUGGGCUGUUCUGGAGGGAGUACUUAAUAUAGGAUGUCAAAGUGAUUCACAAUGGACCGCGUGAGUGGAGUGUGUCGGUUCGGCGGAGUGGUGUCUGCGGUCAGCAGGAGGAGCGGGCGCAGCCGCCGGCGGCUGGCGAGCUCGGCCCCUGUGCCCGACUGCAGGCCGGAGACCCCGCGCCGAGGGCUCGGCGCCGUGCUUAUCCUCACCUGCAUCGUCGUCUACCACAACUGCCUCUACUGCGGUUUCGUGUUCGAUGAUAUCAAUGCUAUAAAAGAAAAUAGAGACUUGAGACCUCAGACACCAAUCUCGAACAUCUUCCUGAACGACUUUUGGGGAACACCCAUACAUAAGGAGCAGUCACAUAAAUCGUACCGCCCUCUGACGGUGCUGACGUUCCGAUGGAACUACGCGGUGCACGGGCUGCACCCGGCGGGGUACCACCUCGUAAACCUGCUGCUCCAUGCACUUGUGUCGCUCUUGUACUACAAAGUGUGCGCAAUGUUCCUGCCGGAGUUUGCAAGUUUCGUGGCGGCCAUGCUGUUUGCCGUGCACCCGAUACACACCGAGGCGGUGACGGGCGUGGUGGGUCGAGCGGAGAUGCUAUCCUCCGUAUUCUUCCUCGGAGCUCUGCUGUGCUACGCUCGGGCUGCAAGCAGGAGGAGAUGUACAGACUGGCGCUACGUGGCCGCGUGCGCAGUGUGCGUGGGCGUGGCCAUGUUGUGCAAGGAGCAGGGCAUCACCGCCACCGGCGUGUGCGUCGUGUACGAGCUCUUCGUGGCGCAGAAGCGCCGUGGAACCAGCGGUGGCAAUCGUUGGUCGUGGCUGGAGGCGUGGGGCAAAGGCUCGGGUUGGGGCUAUGCGUGCGGCGAGGCCGCUCGGCGCGUCGUCACCCUGUGCUGCGCCAGCCUCGCCCUGCUGGCGGCAAGGCUGCACGUGAUGGGCGCUCAGCUGCCAGUGUUCACGAGAUUUGAUAAUCCAGCCGGAGCCACUACUGGACCUGCUAAGCAUUUGACAUUCGCUUACCUGCCCGCGCUGAACGCGUGGCUCCUCGCGCUGCCCGAGGCCCUGUGCUGUGACUGGACGAUGGGCACGGUGGCGUUGCUCCAAUCGUGGCAAGACCCUAGGAAUCUGGCCACCGCGGCGCUGUUCAUUGGCUUGUUGGUCGCCGCGAUCCACGCGCUGCGGACACGGUGUACUGCUUUGUCUAUGGGCCUAGCGCUCCUGGUUCUGCCCUUCUUGCCAGCGUCCAAUCUCUUCUUCCCGGUGGGGUUUGUGGUGGCCGAGCGCAUCCUCUACAUGCCCUCGAUGGGCUGGUGCAUGCUGAUCGCCCACGGGUGGCGUCUGGCCGCCAAGAAACACGCCAAGACGGCCGUGGCUGCACUCAUAUUUAUACUCUUCGCCUUUAGUAUCAAGACUUACGUCAGGAACUGGGAUUGGAAGACUGAAUAUUCUAUUUUCGCUUCGGGGUUAAGGGUGAAUCGCAACAACGCCAAGCUGUAUAACAACGUUGGUCACGCUUUAGAAGCGGACGGGCGAUACACGGAAGCCUUGGAAUUCUUCAACACGGCCGUGAGCGUCCAACCGGACGACGUCGGCGCCCACAUCAACGUCGGCCGCACCUACAACCAUCUCGGCAAAUACCAAGAAGCCGAAGAAGCCUAUAUGAAAGCCAAGUCUUUACUACCUAAAGCUAAACCCGGCGAGUCCUACCAGGCCAGAAUAGCCCCCAACCAUCUAAGCGUGUUCCUGAACCUUGCUAGCUUGAUAUCCAGGAAUGCCACUAGACUGGAAGAGGCAGAUAUGCUGUACAGACAGGCGAUCAGCAUGAGGGCGGACUACACUAGGGCGUAUAUCAAUAGGGGCGACAUUUUAAUAAAGUUGAAUAGGACGAAAGAGGCGCAGGAGGUGUAUGAAAAAGCGCUUCUGUAUGACAGCGGCAAUCCGGAUAUCUAUUACAAUCUGGGCGUGGUCCUGCUGGAGCAAGGCAAGGCGUCGCAGGCGCUGGCGUAUCUGGACAAGGCGCUGGAGCUGGAGCCCGAGCACGAGCAGGCGCUGCUCAACUCCGCGAUCCUGCUGCAGGAGCUCGGCGCCGCCGACCUGCGCCAGGUGGCGCGCCAGCGCCUGCUCAAACUGCUCGACAAGGAUUCAACGAACGAGCGCGUGCACUUCAACCUGGGCAUGGUGUGCAUGGACGAGGGCGACGCGGAGUGCGCGGAGCGGUGGUUCCGCGCGGCCGUGCACCUGAAGCCGGACUUCCGCUCCGCGCUGUUCAACCUGGCGCUGCUGCUCGCCGACCGCCGCCGCCCGCUCGAGGCCGCGCCCUUCCUCAAGCAGCUGGUGCGCCACCACCCCGACCACGUCAAGGCGUUGGUGCUGCUCGGAGACAUCUACAUCAACUCCGUCAAGGAUCUGGACGCCGCCGAGAGCUGCUACCGGCGCAUCCUGGAGCUGGAGGCGGACAACGUGCAGGCGCUGCACAACCUGUGCGUGGUGGCGGUGGAGCGCGGCGCGCUGGCGGCGGCCGAGGAGUGCCUGGCGCGCGCGCAGGCGCUGGCGCCGCACGAGCACUACAUCGCGCGCCACCUGGCCGUGGUGCGCGCGCGGCGCCAGCAGGCCGCCCCCUCCCCCCCCGCCCCGCCCGCCCCGCCCGCCGCCGCCGAGGUGCGCGCGCGCUGGAACUACAUCCCGCAGCAGCCGCCCGACCCGCACGAGGCCGACCCCGAGUAGAGCCCCGCCCGUCCGGUCUCCGCGCGGAGGCGUUCCGUUGACGAUCAGGGUAUUGAAAAUUAAAGGUCGCCCCGCUCUCUCCGAUCUGAAUGUGACAUAUUGCUAAUGACGAGCCUUCGUCUCUCCCGAAUCGUAACUGGGCAUUUUCAUUUAACUUGUACUUAGCGCGUCUAACCGUUAAAUUCCUGUAAAAUGUAUGGGAUUUGACAUUGACCGUCAGUUUUGUAACGAUUGCUAACCGUACGUUAAAGGUGCACAGUUAAGUGAAAAUGCCCACCUGUAAAAAUCUCUAUUUCUCGGUACCGCUCUGUGAGGGGACGAGUCGAUUAAUGGACCGCUAAUGUCGGCUCCUAGUGGCCGGAGAGGAUUCCGGUACUAUCUUGUUAUAAUAAAUGCGAAGUCGGGUCGAUACCUUAAAAAAAUACAAGACAAGACUGAGACUUCACAAACUUAACUAAAUAAACGUCGUCUAAAUAAUUAGUCACCCCACUUUCGAAAACAUCUCUAUCUGCAGACAAGCGCCCGUUAAAUUGUCUCGUUUCUGAUGUACCGCUUCACUAUUUGGAACUACUAAAUUUCACCAUUGUAUUCUAACUCGAAAUUAUUAUAAUCAUUGCAGUAUUUUGGCUGUUAUUAUUAGUGAUUUAUUGAUCUCAUAAAAUAUUAAUUUGCAUACGACGCCUUUGAAUAUUGUUAAUAUGUACUUAAAAGUUGGACAAGCUUCGUCAUUAGCCCGGUAUACGGUAUCUGUGCGUAGAUAUGAUUUAUAAUAACUGUUUAUAGGCAUAAUAGAUGGGAUUUGUAUCAUUCCAAUUAUAAUCUAUUUAACUUUGUCUAGUCAAGAUGCAAUCGCAUUUGAUAUUAUUUUGGACUUAUUUUUAAUGCAUUUACGGAUAAGUGAUUUAAAACGAUUCAUUGUUGUAAUACGUUGAACAACCUAUGCUUGGAAUAGACGUUGGGAGUAGCAUUUAGAUGAAUGUGCCCCGCAUUAAGCCAACCCAUUUUAAUAAGGCUAUACAAUAAACCUAGAUAUAAACAAGUUUCUGUCUCAAUACUUGUGAACAUGUUUAAUAUUAACUGCAUAAUAAAACGGCGAGAUGAUCAAUGAUAGGACUUCUUUUACACAGAUGGAAGUAGCGAAGAGCGUUCAAUGUAUCUAUAACAAACUACGCAAUUUGAUUCAAUAAGUACGCGAAGGAUUAAACCAGAGACAGUGAUGUUAAAUAGAAAUUUCAUUUAUAAUUAGACAUUGGUCUAAGUUUUGGGCUUAUAACCGGCGUGUGGGUAGCUUAGCCAGAGCUUACUUUGCGGCAGCUACGAUAAGAUAAUAUAUUCAAGUCUCUAAGGUCAGGCCAAAGAUAGUGAGCUGUCGAACUGCUAACGAUCGGUUUGACGGCCGGAAUAAGGUGCGGUACAAGACGAGGUGGUAGGAAUGGCAAGAAAAGUCCUAGUUAAGGUUAAUUAUUUUCGUAAAGGCAAAUGUUACUGUGUAAUGGGUAAAUAAAGUGAUCGACCGUUGUUAGAUUUAGAUGUGAAAAAUGUAAUGUUGUUCAUGUUUUAAGAUAAAAGUAACUUUUGUAAAAACUGAAUUUUUUACAAUGUCUUGAAACAUUUCUGGUGGGAACUCUGUAGGGUGUCAAUGAUUUGUAAGGACCCCAAUAUUAUAAACUAUUUGUCGUCAAAACGUUUAUUUUUAUAAAAUAAAAUGAUGUUUCGAACAAGUC
Molecule: messenger RNA, 4796 nt
Organism: Cydia splendana
Lineage: Eukaryota; Metazoa; Arthropoda; Insecta; Lepidoptera; Tortricidae
Gene: Tmtc3
Product: protein O-mannosyl-transferase Tmtc3
Exons: 12
Coding region: 394-3072 (892 amino acids)
Biological process (GO): protein O-linked glycosylation via mannose
Cellular component (GO): endoplasmic reticulum
Molecular function (GO): protein binding; mannosyltransferase activity
Source: RefSeq, a predicted model, not a curated record